Messenger RNA from Benincasa hispida (wax gourd), 1109 nucleotides. RefSeq lists its product as uncharacterized. The record is from RefSeq and is a predicted model, not a curated record. Lineage: Eukaryota; Viridiplantae; Streptophyta; Magnoliopsida; Cucurbitales; Cucurbitaceae. Gene Ontology annotation, biological process: mitochondrial respirasome assembly.
ACUGAAGAAACCAGCCGAGAGAGACGAUACAUUCUUGCUUUGCACUGAUUUGACCGCAAAUGAAUCCUGCAAAUUGAAGUUUCUUCUUCGUUGAUCCAACCAUUUCUCUCUUAUCUUCUUCCCUGAAAACCCUAGGAGCUCCUGAAUACAGUGAUUCUAUUCUCAACUGGAGCAUUUUAUCUGCACUUUUUUCCGGAAUCUAGAUCUAAGCUUACUGUAGAUUCUUUGGGUUUAGGGUGAUUGAUUGAAUUAUCCGGUAUGAAAGAAUCAAAACCGGUUAAGUUCAAUCUCCAUCAGCAUCAAGAUCACCAAAAUGGUCAUUUGGCCCCAUUCAAGCUCGCUAAAUUGUUCGAUCCAGAGGCCUCAUGGGACAAGGAUCAACUAGGAGAUGUUUUGCACUGGAUUCGACAAGCAGUGGCCGUUGUACUUGGACUGCUGUGGGGAUCCAUACCUUUGGUUGGAGGCAUUUGGUUUCUAAUUUUCCUGGCGAUAUCAACUAGCGUUGUAUAUGGAUACUAUGCAAUGAUAUUAAAAGUCGAUGAAGAAGAAUUUGGAGGUCAUGGAGCUCUCCUCCAAGAGGGCCUUUUUGCUUCUAUAACUCUCUUUCUGCUUGCUUGGAUUCUCGUAUACAGCUUGGCACACUUUUGAACAGCGAAGAAUGAUUUUGCAUCCAUGAAAUUACUUGAAAGAGGGAAAGAGGUUGCUAACUGCAAGGAUGCAACACGGUGCAUACUUCGACUAAGGAGGUGGGAGAUUCGAAUCUUUAAUAAGUUUUUUGUAACUAACUUUUGUCGGUUGAUUUGGCCUUGUAGAAUAAUGUUAUUGAUGAUAGUUCCACUUUUAUGUCUACAGUAGGAAAAAGGUUAGUCCCAUCCUUUUGUAUUCCAUAGUUUUCUUUAUUAGAAUCUUCUCUAGGCCUAUAGUUUUCUUUGCUUUAAUUCAACUGAAAGAUUUUAAGAUAAUAUUGACAGCAGUUUAUGUAUGUUAGGAAAAAUUGCAGAACAAGAUGAAACAAAGCCAGGUUUCCCAACUUAGAUGUGAAACCAUGUAAUCUUUAAGAACAUUUGAAUCACUCUCAAUCAAGCGAUUUUCCCGUUAUAAUAUUGGUU